AUGUUCUUCUUGCUUUGCAUCUCCGCUCUUUUUGUGGCAGUAUCAUGUGAUACAGGCUACUGUGGAGAUACUAAUGCGUACUAUAAACUUGAGGGUUACUGCGAUAUCUUCAUCGAAUGUAUUGAACGCCAAGAAUUUAGAAGGUCAUGUCCUGAUGGUCUGCACUUCAAUGCAGAGGCCCCAUGGCCGCAGUAUCCUUGUGGAUAUCCAAUGGACGUUCCAUGUAGCGAGAAGGAUAUUCAACAGGCCGCGCGAUCAACACAAGAAUGCCCUCACGAGUAUGGAUUCUUUGAAUCGCCUUUAGCGACUCGCGUCGAUUGUGGACAUUAUAAGCAAUGCGUGGAUGGUGUUCCCAUGGAAAUGCUAUGCCCAUCGGGUCUGGCUUUUAAUCCAGAGAUAGGUCGUUGCGACUGGCCCGCUUUGGUACCUUCUUGUGACGCUGAAGCAUUCAUUGGCUAUUCCUGCCCGCCGGGAUCUGUCGACGAAUAUGGAUAUGAUAUUACUGAAAACUUUGGAAUUCCCGGAAAAUGCUACUCGUUUAUUUCAUGUCACAGAGGUGGCGCUCGUUUACUCACCUGCGACCUUGGCUUCAAAUUUGACGAAACUGUCAACCGUUGUGUUAACUCCGAUCUCGUGAGAAGUUCCACGCCUUGUGAAGAGCGUCCUUCAUAUUUGUAA
Parnassius mnemosyne (clouded apollo) is the source of this 678-nucleotide messenger RNA. The record is from the annotation of a GenBank genome assembly. Lineage: Eukaryota; Metazoa; Arthropoda; Insecta; Lepidoptera; Papilionidae.